Messenger RNA from Drosophila eugracilis, 457 nucleotides. RefSeq names its product NADH dehydrogenase [ubiquinone] 1 alpha subcomplex subunit 2 (gene ND-B8). The transcript is spliced from 3 exons. Lineage: Eukaryota; Metazoa; Arthropoda; Insecta; Diptera; Drosophilidae. Bases 92 to 379 code for a protein of 95 amino acids. The record is from RefSeq and is a predicted model, not a curated record.
UAAUCCAAGGUUAUUUGACAACCCUAUACAGUAACGACAUUUACAAAGACAUUACUUUUUAUCAUUUCAAAAUCGUACCUGUUCAGCCGAAAUGCGUAUUACUCUCUCCCGUUUGGCCACCUUCACUCCAAAAUUGAAGGAGCUGCGGAUCAUUCUCGAUCCUAAAGCGGAGGCCUCUAAGGGAGCAAGGGAAUAUGUGGAAAGAUUUUAUCCAAAUCUAAAGAAAAACAACCCAGACCUGCCAAUUCUGGUUCGAGAAUGCUCUGGUGUCCAGCCACGACUUUAUGCUCGCUAUGGCAACGGCAAGGAGCUGUCGCUGUCUUUGGCCAACCAAGCUGCUCCUGACAUACACAAAAACUUAGAGGCGGUCGGAAAAUAGGGCUAACGUUUAAGAAACCAUUAUAGACAGAUAAAAAGAAAAUAAAUAUAUGCACAAUUACGUGUAUAUCAAGUAACA